Punica granatum (pomegranate) is the source of this 2858-nucleotide messenger RNA. The record is from RefSeq and is a predicted model, not a curated record. Lineage: Eukaryota; Viridiplantae; Streptophyta; Magnoliopsida; Myrtales; Lythraceae.
AAGCACAUGCAAGCACCCAUCUCCUCUUCUUCUCUCUCUCCUUUUUAGCCCACUCACCAUGCAUGCAACUUUGCACACCUCCAAGUUUGUCACUUGGAAAACAUAAACGCCUUCCGAUGGUGGAGACUGAGACUUCCAAGUGACUCUCAAGGACGACGUUCAUCUGAGAAAGGGAGAGGAAAAGUGAUUGUUUCCUCGGAAAUUAAUGAGGAGACACGGCGAAUGAAUGUUAGAGCUGUUCAACGGUAGGAUUUGUCGUUCCCGCCAUGUGGAUGACACGUGUCAAGGACCGCGGGCCCCGCCUCUCAUACUUGUCCUCCGGCGAUUGGGUUGCUCUUAGGCAACAGCAAAGAAAAGGCAAAAGUAGGUGGAAGAUGGUUGCCUUCGGGAAGAAGCUGAGAGAAACUCAAAUUCAAGAAUGGCAAGGGUAUUACAUAAACUACAAGUUUUUGAAGAAGAAGGUCAAUCGGUAUGCUCAUCAAAUUGAAGUUGGAGAUGUAGAUCGGCCUUCCAUUCUUCGAGACUUCUCAAGAUUGCUAGAUUGCCAGAUAGAAAAGAUUGUUCUGUUUUUGCUGGAACAACAAGGAGUUCUAGCAAGAAGGCUGUUCAUCCUCGGAGAACAACGUGAUGCUCUUCUGGAGCAGCAGGAAGAUGGAUCAAAAGCUUCUGAAUUACAAGAAGCGUACAGAGGAGUGGGACGAGAUCUGCUGAGGCUUCUCUUCUUCAUUGAGAUGAACGCCAUUGGUCUGCGUAAGAUACUGAAGAAAUUCGACAAGCGUUUCGGUUAUAAAUUCAUGGACUAUUAUGUCAAAACUCGUGCAGAUCAUCCUUACUCCCAACUGCGGCAAGUGUUCAAGCAUGUGGGUUUUGGGGCCGUUGUUGGAACGAUUUCUCGCAAUCUGUCUGUACUAAAAGAUCAUCAAGGGAGCUAUGUGUCGAUAUAUGAUCAGCCCACUCUCUCUCACCCGGAUCCUAUCAUAGACUCCAUCAACGUGGCCGUGCAUAGGUUAUCAAACUCAACCACUUUUCUUCAUUAUGUGGGAAAACAUGCACUUAUCAUGCAAGAAGAGUUACCAACUCCAUCUGAGGAGGGCGACGAUGCUGAGCAUAGAUACCAUUUCAUGUCACUUAUGCUGAAUCUUGCAAAUACGUUCCUAUACAUGGUGAAUACAUAUAUAAUAGUCCCAACAGCGGACCAUUACUCGCUCAGCCUCGGGGCUGCAGCGACUGUCUGUGGUGUUGUGAUCGGUUCAAUGGCAGUGGCACAAGUGUUCUCAUCGGUUUAUUUUAGUGCCUGGUCGAACAGGUCAUACUUGAAACCACUUUUGUUCAGUAGCAUUGUUCUUCUCAUGGGCAACACCUUGUAUGCUCUGGCGUAUGAUCUCAAUUCUUUGUCAAUUCUCCUGAUCGGUCGUCUAUUCUGCGGUUUAGGUUCCGCCCGAGCCAUUAACAGGCGGUACAUCAGUGACUGUGUACCUCUUAAAUUACGGAUGCAAGCUUCUGCUGGGUUUGUGACUGCAAGUGCCCUUGGAAUGGCAUGUGGGCCAGCCCUCGCCUGCUUAUUUCAGACGGAUUUUAGGAUCUACAGGAUUACGUUCAACGAAGAUACCCUACCAGGGUGGUUUAUGGCUCUGGCAUGGCUCGUCUAUCUUCUAUGGCUGUGGAUUUGUUUCCGAGAACCUCCUCCCGUGCCCACAGAAAAGACUUCUUCCCAUGGAGCAAAGUCUGGAUUUUUAGCAAUAGCGAAUGAUGCUGUAGAAAAUGGCGGAACUCAACCAUUGCUCUUGAACUCAAAAGCGAAAUCAGAUGAUGGAGAUGAGGAUGAACAAGAAGACAAUGGUGAUGACGAAUUGGAUAAAACUCAAAAACCUGUCACUUCGAUCGUCUCAGCUUAUAAGCUGUUGACACCAUCUGUUAAGGUUCAGUUACUUGUUUACUUCAUGCUCAAGUACGCGAUGGAAAUUUUGCUUGCUGAGUCGAGCGUUGUCACUGAGUAUUACUUCAUCUGGUCAACGAAUACUGUGGCGAUAUUCCUCGCAUGUCUUGGACUAACUGUGCUUCCUGUGAACAUUAUUGUCGGGAGCUACAUCAGCAACAUAUUCGAAGAAAGGCAAGUUCUGUUGGCAUCGGAGAUAAUGGUCUGCGUCGGCAUACUCUUGAGCUUCCAGAUAAUGAUCCCCUACUCUGUGCCUCAGUAUGUCGGUUCUGCACUCAUAACAUUCGUCUCUGCCGAAGUCCUUGAAGGUGUAAAUCUGUCUCUACUUUCGAGGGUCAUGUCCUCUCGGCUUUCUCGUGGGACCUAUAACGGGGGUCUGCUAUCGACUGAAGCUGGGACCCUUGCUCGGGUCAUUGCAGAUGGGACGAUAACACUGUCGGGUUACUUGGGCGAGCACUGGCUCUUGAAUGCAACCUUACUCCCUACUCUCUUCAUCUGUAUAGCCUCCAUUACUGCCACCUGCUUCACUUACAAUUCUCUCUACUAGCCGCCCUCACUACUUAGGAUCAUCAACUCUCUAUAUAUCAGUAUCAUAGAGCGGAUAGAAACCGUGAUGUACAACGAUGUUAGCUCAUCGAGGAUCAUCGACGUCGCUUAAUAACCCUGCAUCAGUGGGAAAUAGCAAUGGUGACUAGGGUGUGCAUGGGGUAGGUUUUGGGUAAUACUUGCUAAGAAAAGGUAGGAUCCGGGUAAGAAAAUUGAGAACCGGUAAAAUCCGGUCCGAUUUCGGUCCAACUAAUAGGGUACCUAGAAUCGGAACUGGAAUCCGGAACCGAAUUGUUCUCUAUAUAUAUUACUGUAUUACAUACGUAUGUAUGUACAUAUGUUAUAAAAGAAAAAGGCAAAUCUUACCGAAGAAAAA